Molecule: messenger RNA, 1734 nt
Organism: Nicotiana attenuata
Lineage: Eukaryota; Viridiplantae; Streptophyta; Magnoliopsida; Solanales; Solanaceae
Product: pectin acetylesterase 8-like
Exons: 12
Coding region: 483-1634 (383 amino acids)
Biological process (GO): cell wall organization
Cellular component (GO): plant-type cell wall
Molecular function (GO): pectin acetylesterase activity
Source: RefSeq, a predicted model, not a curated record
AAACAUGUUAAAAACAAAGUUAUAAAUUAUUUAAUUUGAAAGCUCUCUCUAUCACCUUGUCCGGCACUCUUCCAAAGAGCAUUGAUGAAAAUACAACAACACAAUUUUCCUCAGAAGGAAUACAUAGUGCUCAGUCACAACCCAUAUAUAAUCAAAGUAGAAUUUUGUCAGCCUUUCUCUUGGUAAUAGGUAUUCUAAAAUUGUCUGGUCUUGAUUAAAAAAUGGAUCCUUUCAUUUUCACAUAUUUUAGUUAUACUGCAUGCAUGACAUGAGACGUCUUCAAACACAAAUUAAACUUCUCCUUCCUUAACCUUUUUGUUGAAAUAGACUUUCCUCCUAGAGGCCUCAAGCGCAGUGCACUUUGAGUAUAAAUAGAGGUGAAGUGAAGCCAUUUUGAUUCACCUCUACUUCUACAAUAUCUACUUGCUUUCUCCCUCUAGCUAGGCUACAACCUCCUUUCUUAAGAAGAACAAGUUUUCAGAAUGGCAACCUUUCUACUACUAUUAACUUUGUUAGCAAUAUCGGUCGGCGCCGAAGAUGGACUAAACGUCAACAUAACCAUACUUGAAAGCGCCACAGCAGAAGGCGCUGUAUGCCUAGAUGGGAGCCCACCCGCUUAUUAUCUUGAUAAGGGAUUUGAUAGCGGACUUUCCAACUGGAUUAUCAUGCUUGAUGGCGGUGGGUGGUGUUGGAGCAUCACUGAGUGCCAAAAUCGUUCAAGUUCAAUAGUAGGUUCUUCCACGAAAAUGAAGAACCCAUCUAUGUUUGGUGGGAUACUUCAUAACAAUCCCCAAGAAAAUCCAGACUUUUACAACUGGAACAGGGUGCAGGUGGGUUACUGUGAUGGAUCAUCUUUUACGGGCGAUGUCCAAGAAGUUGAUCCAGAGAAGAAGCUUUUCUACAGAGGGGCGAGAAUAUUCAAAGCAGUUAUGGAAGAUUUGUGGAACAAAGGAAUGGAAAAUGCUAAAAAUGCAAUCCUGACUGGAUCUUCGGCCGGAGGGUUGGCUACAAUCUUGAACUGCGACAAGUUCAAGUCCUUCUUUCCCGAUGAUGUCAAAGUAAAGUGCGUUGCAAACGCAGGCUUCUUCAUCAAUGCGAAGACAAUCUUUGGUACUUCAUAUAUUCAAGAGAUGUAUCAGAAAGUUGUAACUUUACAUGGAUCGGCUAAGAAUUUGCCUCCAUCUUGCGCCUCUGCAAUGGAACCAAGUCUGUGCUUUUUUCCGCAGCAUGUUAUUCCAUAUGUUCAGACUCCACUUUUUAUUAUUAAUUCACACUAUGAUGCUUGGCAGAUUAAUAAUACUUUGGUUCCUGCAUACCUCAAUCCGCAACAUACCUGGGAUCAAUGCAAGGCUCUAAUAAGUAAUUGCACGUUUACCCAGCGUAUAAUUAUUCAAGUUUUUGGAGUGGAGUUCUUGAAGGCAUUUGAGGGACUCACCCCUUCUUAUACGAGGGGUUACUUCAUCACAUCUUGUCACGCUCAUUCUCAAAUUAUAUGGACCAGUUACUGGUACAGUGCUACCUCUCCAAGAGUACUUAAUAAGACAAUUGCGGAAGCUGUUGCAGAUUGGUACUUUGAUAGAGCAGUGUUCCAUCAAUACAUAGACCCAUAUCCAUGUGCUAGAGAUUGCUUGUGAAUUUUUUAAAGUAGUCUUGUGCUAAAUGCUCUGCUGAGCUGUGUAGAAGUACUGUUCCAGCAUUCAGUGAAUGAAACAUUAACUUUUAUUUAGAUUCCAA